UCUUCCUCCUUCCUGCUUCAGGGGCCGGCGGAGCCGUGUUUGCGGUGUGGAGGCCUGAGUGGACCGGACGGAUGGGCAGCGGCUGGCGAGGCUGCCCGUGUGCCCCUGCCCGCCGGGGGCCCCCCCACCAUGGCCAUCGUGCAGACGCUGCCAGUGCCCCUUGAGGCUGCUGCUGAGGGAGCCACACAGCUCCGUGCCGCUGCCGCUGCCUGCUCACCCCCCGCCGCCAUGGGUAGCGUGGGCAGCCUCCUGCCCGUCCGGCCCCACCAUGACCACGCCAGCCAGCCCUGUGAUGGGGAUCCUACCACCUUCUGCAAGCAGGAGGGGCUGCUCCGGGCCACUCCUGAGGAGCCCCGUGUGUCUGUGCCCAUCAUCACUCACUCCUAUGCCAAUGGUGGCUUCUGUGGUGACUGGCUUGAUGCCUCCUCUCCUGCCAGCCCCUGCAGUGACUCAGAUGAGCUCCGUGAUGACCAAGCACCAAAUGAUCACCUUCGAGGGCCACCCCCCAAGCUUGUCCCCGUGUCUGGCAAGCUGGAAGAGAAUGUGGAGAAAACCCUGAUUCGCCCCAUGGCCUUCAAGCCGGUGGUAUCCAAGCUUCGGAGUGCCCAGCCAGGCACGCGCCUGGGGCUCUCGGAGAGCCAGGUGAGCCUCGCCCACUUGCUGGGUGUCGAGAAGCCCGGCUCUCUGAGCUGCCGUGCCAGCACCCUCUCAGACUCUGGGCGCAACUCCCUCUCCAGCCUACCCACCUACAGCACGGGCUGCAGCCAGCACCCAGAGGUGGGUGCUCUGCCGACCACCCCCCAUGGCCCCCUCGAUCCCCCGGUGGGCUGCCGCCCCUCCAACUCGGACAGUGGGCGCUCGUCCUCCAGCAAGAGCACGGGCUCACUGAGUGGCCGAGGCCGGCCCUCCUCAGAGAGUGGCUCCUGUGGGCGCUCACCCCUGCCUGGCGAGGAGGCCAUGCUGGUGCGGGAGCUGGAGGAAAAGCUGCGUGAGAGGGAGGCCGAGCUGCGGCUCCUGCGUGACAGCCUGGACGAGAACGAGGUGGCCAUCUGCCAGGUGUAUGAGGAGAAGCAGCGUCGGUGUGAGAAGGAUCUGGAAGGGCUGCGGCAGCGCUGUGUGGCCCAGGCACGGCAGGCGGCCCAUGCAGCGCAGCGGGGGCAACAGGUCCUGCAGCUCCAGGUGCUGCAGCUGCAGCAGGAGAAGAAGCAGCUGCAGGAGGACUUGGCCCAGCUUCUGCAGGAGCGGGAGCUGCUGGAGCGGCGCUGUGCCUCCUUCCAGCGGGAGCGCACCGAGCUGGCACCCCGGCUGGAGGAGACCAAGUGGGAGGUGUGCCAGAAGUCGGGGGAGAUUUCUCUGCUGAAGCAGCAGCUGAAGGAGGCGCAGGCAGAGUUGGCACAGCGGGGCGCAGAGCUGCUGGGGCUGCGGGCUCAGCUGCGGGAGGCGCGGGCGCAGCUGCAGGCAGGCGAGCGGCGGGCGCAGGGGCUGCAAGAGGCCGCCCGCCUCAAGGCACUGGAGCUGGAGGUCUGCGCCAACGAACUGCAGCGCCGUAAGAGUGAGGCUGACCUCUUCCGUGCCAAAGCCGGCCGGCUGGAGCAGGAGGUGGUGGGGCUGCGGGAAGCCACCCGCGGGCGAUGCCCCCCACCUGGCGAAGGGUGCCCCCCACCCAGCGAGGAGCCUCGGGGCAGUGUGGGGCUGCGGCGGCAGCUGGAACAGCUGCGUGCGGAGGUGGCCCUGGAGCGGCGGCGUGGGCAGGAGCAGCGGGAUGCCUUCGAGCAGGAACGUGGCACGUGGCAGGGCGAGAAGGAGCGGGUCAUCCGCUACCAGAAGCAGCUGCAAUACAGCUACAUCCAGAUGUACCGGCGCAACCGGCGGCUGGAGCAGAGGCUCCAGCAUCUCCGGCUUCAGGGCGAGGACCCCUUGCCCGAACCCUGCGAUCCCCCUGACCUGCCCUUUGAGGAGAUCACAGCCACCGAGAUCUGAGAUGCUGCCUGCCUUCACCCCAUGUUUGGAGAGCUGGAGGGGCCUCCAGCCCUUGCAAUUUUGGGAGCUGUUGGGCUGUGGAGGGCCCCUGCUCUCCCCUCAGCUCUGUAGACUGCUGGCACUGUAAAGAGGCUGCAGGUGCUGUCCCCUCCCCAGCAUGGAGGUUUUGGGGGUGAGGGUGCAUCCGUUCUCACCGCAGUGAGGGGUGCCCGUGAGAUGUGAGGUCAAGUGGGUGCUGCGUCCCGGCCUUGGGGCCGCCCGGAACUGGUUCCCACUGAUCCUCUUAGUGCCUGGGGAUUAGUGGCGCUGGCUUCAGCCAGGGUCACCUUGGGUAGGGGGAGGGCUGGCUUGUCCCCUCCCUCUUGUCCCUGCUGGCACUGUCACCCAGUCACUUGGCAUGUGCCCCAUCCCUGCCCAUGCCAGCCUCCUUCAUGCCCCUCUGUGUGUUUGUCAGGGAAUUCGUUUCUGUGCCAUUUUAAAUAACUCUAUUUUUAUAGGACCUACCAAAACAUAUCACCCUCUCCCAGCUCACACUCCACCAGUCUGUGCCCCUUCACCUCUGCCAUGGGGCAGUUUGCCCUCAGUGCCUUUCCCAUGCCCUUGCCCCCAGAAUCCCUCUGUUUCCUGCCCCCCCAAAAACACCCAUGCCCCUGUGAUGCCCAGCCUGCCAGGGGAGAGGGGUCUGGUGCUGCGUGUGCCAGAUGGGGACACUCUGGGGACACCCCCAGGGUGGGCAGAGGGAGGUGCCCAUCUGGGCACUCAGCAAGGGUCGAACCAAAGGAAAAGUCUGUCUGUGCCCAGCUGUGGCUUGGUCACCCCUGGCUCCGGGGGGGGUGUGUUUGUACUUUAUUCCAGUCGUGUCUCGUUCCCAGAGCCCGGCUCGCCCAUGUACCACCCAGAAACGGCGAUUAAAAAACAAGCCCCUGGCUGUGUUUUUUUCA
Molecule: messenger RNA, 2921 nt
Organism: Myiozetetes cayanensis
Lineage: Eukaryota; Metazoa; Chordata; Aves; Passeriformes; Tyrannidae
Gene: LZTS2
Product: leucine zipper tumor suppressor 2
Biological process (GO): negative regulation of canonical Wnt signaling pathway
Source: RefSeq, a predicted model, not a curated record